Molecule: messenger RNA, 2674 nt
Organism: Phyllotreta striolata
Lineage: Eukaryota; Metazoa; Arthropoda; Insecta; Coleoptera; Chrysomelidae
Source: the annotation of a GenBank genome assembly
GCCAUAAUCGCCACGCCAUCGCGAAAAUGCGUGGAUAUUUACUCAAAAUUUUGCUAAUUAUAAUUAUCGACGAUCAAUUAGACGCAUCAGUCACGAACAAAUGCUGCGAAAACUCCAUCACCGAUUUCCCAAACGGGAGUUUUUCGUGCAGCAACCACACGGGGAUCGCCGAAAUAAUUCGCAUCAACACCCCUUUCCUCGGGGACAAUUUCACGAAGUGCGUGGAUGUUUUCCAGAAUAAAGUAACGAUUUUCGGAAAAAAUAAUAAUACUUUCACCAAACUGGAGGAAAUCGAGGUGCCCACGAAAUGCUGCCCGAAUUUCCACCUCUACAACACCACCAAGCGAGCCUGCGAUAAGACAAAUCUCCCCAACGAAUUCGAUAAGGAGAGCAUCGUAAGGAAAAUCGGCCUGCCUCAGUGCGAAAUAAUAACGGACGAGUUAGCGGAAAAACUGUCGGAAUUCGGCCAUCGAAAAUCGACCGGGAUUUUCCCGGAUUACUCGACUCGAACGCCGAAAACCCAGUUUUGUUUGGACCGAACGGUCGACGGGAAAUACGUGAAAAGGGCCUGUGGAAAUUGGAGCGUGUGCGAAAGUUUGAAGUGCAUCAGGAAAUGCUGCGAGGACGGCAGGAGUUUCGUCGGCGGUUCCCAAUGCAGGGACACUUUCGUACACGGCCUGGAAUUGGUCCAUUUCCGCGGAUUUGUGGGAAAAACCAGCGGUGGUAUCGCUGUGGUCCAUGGAAAAUCCCCGAAAGUCUCCCUGAAACGGAACAUUUCUACAUUCUUCCUGGACGAGAAAGGGGAUUUCCACAACAGCCAAACCGAUGAAAUAUAUUUCCACCCGGAGCAACCCUAUUGCAUCGAGCACGCUGAGAAACCCAACGUCAUUAAAGGGUUCGGGUACUUCGGGUUCCUGCGCAAAACGCCGCCCAUUCGCCGGAAGUUCCUCUGGAACAGGGCCGCUAUGAUCGUUUCCUGCUGUUUCCUGAUUUCCACCGUUUUCUUCUACAUCGCCUUCGGCCAGGCGAAGAACGUCUUCGGGAAAACGUUGGUGUCUUUCUGCCUGUCGCUUUUACUGCUCUACUUGUUUCUGGUUUACCUCGCGUUCAGCGCGAAUUUGCAUUUCAGCAGUACAAGGAAUUUGUGCAAGAUAUUCGGAUUCCUGGUAAUUUACCUCGGUUUUAGCUGUUUCUGUUGGCUUCAAGUGAUGUGUUACGACAUAAAUGCAACUUUCGGGAAGACGAGUAUACAUUUAGAUAUAUCCGAAAAACAAAAAAGGGAUCUCAAGAAGUUCCUGAUUUAUUCUUCUUACGGCUGGGGCUUACCAUUUUUAUACACUGCUUUGCUAGUGACGCUGCAUAAAACGGAUAUAUUGCCCAAUUCCAUUAAGAUUAAUAUAGGGGUUACGAAGUGUGCCAUAGAAAAAGGAAACUACUCCGAGAUAUUGUUCAGAGCGAUCCCUUUGACGAUUAUCCAAAUCGUUAAUACCAUUUAUUUCGCUAGGACGGUAAAUUACAUCAUGCAAGUGAAGAAGGAAAUCAGGGCAAUGGUGGAAACUCCGGCUACGUUGCAAAAGAAGAAGAAAUUUUUCGUCAAACGCCAGAGGUUCGGCUUGAUUAUAAAAUUAUCGUUUACAAUGGGGAUAUUAUAUCUGUUCGAAGUGGUGUCGUCCUUCUACGAUUUCAACCAACACAACGUUACGGCUGUCGUGGAAAUCGUAUGGGAUUUCAUAAAUUGCCUGCAGGGUGUAUUUAUCUUUCUGAUAUUCCUGUGCAAAAAGAAGCACUUCGACAGACUGAAAUCGUCGAGGGCCGUGGAGAGAAUUCGCAAAAUGUCGUCUGUAAGGACCUCAUGGACGAAUACUGCUACCAAUACUUCUACAACCAAUACUACAACGAAAUAACUAAUUAACCCCGUACAAAAACACGCCGAUAAAAGCCGGAGACCCUACGAAGUCGAUUCACUUUUAACUUUUCUCUUUUUAACCACAAACAAUUAUAAUAAGGGUGAGUCAAAAAGGACGAAACACGACAAGAGCAGCUGAACCCUCCAUUUUGCGUCAUUCGCGUUUUCUAAAUUCCUUCUAGCGCUCCAAACAAAGGAAAUUCUUAAUAAUCUUCUCACGGCUUCCUAAUGAUAUCCUUUGUGCAAUAUUUUAUCUGAAUUUAAUUUCCAUAAAAAUAUCUUCAACGUCUCUCGUUUGCGAGUAAUUACAGCGACUCCGGAAUAUUCGAAGGUUUUUUUCACAACGCGCCGUUAUUGUAAGCAAAUGAGAAGAAACAUUUCUUAUUUCCCACUGUUUAUGAUAUUUAUUAGUUAUUUUUCACGAUUCAAAAAUCGGUUGGGUGAUAAUUAAUUAGAAAAUUGGCUCUCUUAGUUGGAUAUUUGGCUCGCUUAGUUGAAUAUUUGGCUCUCUUCGUUGGAUAUUUGGCUCUUUUAGUUAGAUAAUUGGCUCUCUUAUAGUUAAAUCAUUGACUCUAUUAGAUGGAUAUUGCUCUUCUGGGUAAAGGUAAUUGACUCUCUUAUUGUUAGAUAGACUAUUGACUCGCUUAUUGAACAAUUUACUCUCUUACAUAGAUCAAGCUGUACUGCUGGGUUGAUAAUUGACUCUAUUAGUUAUAUAAUUCACUCUAGUAUCUAGAUAAUUAGAAGAUCUUAAGAAUAUGAUCCCUA